CGCCUGAGCCACACCCAGGAGUGGGGGCAAAAGGCUCCAGCUGCUUCUGGGCAGACAGAUGAGGCUGGGCCUCUGCCUCCAGCUGCCACUGCUCCUCAGUCUCAGUCGGCACCAUGAGUGGUCGAGUUGGAGACCUGAGCCCCAAGCAGGCAGAGACCCUGGCCAAGUUCCGAGAAAAUGUCCAGGAUGUGCUGCCGGCCCUGCCCAACCCUGAUGAUUAUUUUCUUCUUCGUUGGCUCCGAGCUCGGAAUUUUGAUCUACAGAAAUCGGAAGCCAUGCUCCGCAAGUACAUGGAGUUCCGUAAGAACAUGGACAUUGACCACAUCCUUGAUUGGCAGCCCCCAGAGGUGAUCCAGAAGUACAUGCCCGGAGGCCUGUGUGGCUAUGACCGUGAUGGCUGCCCUGUGUGGUAUGACAUCAUCGGACCACUGGACCCCAAGGGGCUGCUCUUCUCCGUCACCAAGCAGGACCUGUUGAAGACUAAGAUGAGGGACUGUGAGCGCAUCCUGCAUGAGUGUGACCUGCAGACGGAGCGGCUGGGGAGGAAGAUUGAAACCAUUGUGAUGAUAUUUGACUGCGAGGGCCUGGGACUGAAGCACUUCUGGAAACCUCUGGUGGAAGUGUACCAGGAGUUCUUCGGCCUCCUUGAGGAGAAUUACCCAGAGACCUUGAAGUUCAUGCUCAUUGUGAAAGCCACCAAAUUGUUCCCUGUGGGCUACAACCUUAUGAAGCCAUUCCUGAGUGAGGACACACGGAGGAAAAUCGUCGUGUUGGGAAGUAAUAGCUGGAAGGAAGGUUUGCUGAAACUCAUCAGUCCUGAGGAACUGCCGGCCCAUUUUGGGGGGACUCUGACUGACCCAGAUGGGAACCCCAAAUGUUUAACCAAGAUCAACUACGGUGGGGAGAUCCCCAAGUCCAUGUAUGUGCGGGACCAGGUGAAGACUCAGUACGAGCACACGGUGCAGAUUAGCCGUGGCUCCUCCCACCAGGUGGAAUAUGAGAUCCUGUUUCCAGGCUGUGUCCUCAGGUGGCAGUUCUCAUCUGAUGGUGCAGACAUUGGCUUUGGAGUCUUCCUCAAGACCAAGAUGGGGGAGAGGCAGAAAGCAGGAGAAAUGACCGAGGUGCUAGCCAGCCAGCGCUACAAUGCCCACAUGGUACCUGAGGAUGGGAGCCUCACCUGCUCAGAGGCUGGCGUCUAUGUCCUGCGCUUUGACAACACCUAUAGCUUCGUCCAUGCCAAGAAGGUCAGCUUCACGGUUGAAGUGCUUCUCCCAGACGAGGGCAUGCAGAAGUACGAGGAAGAGCUCACCCCUGUCUAGGUGGACCCCCCCAACCUCUCAGAGACACCUCCCUCACCCUCUGUUUCCUCUCUACUCUCCUUGUAUUCCUAAAGUCGAUCAUUAGCUCCCUCUACUCUGUGACACCAGCGAGCAGAGAAAGAGAUUGCCAAGAGAAGAUUUAUCUGCUGUAACCACAAUUUAAAAGUAGGACAGGUUGGAGCAUAUAAUGUUUGCAAAAGAGAGAGAAGCAAGAAGGAAUAUAAGAGAUUGGCAUCAUUGGGGCCCAAGACUAGGGAAACAACCCCCCUUGACCUCAUCUGUCCUGCAAUGUGUGUACUUGAGACCCUCCCUGUGAGGUCUGAGUGGCUUGAUCUGGAGAUUGACGAAAUCCCCUCUGCUUCCACUCACACUAUAUGGUAGAUGCUUAGCAUAUUCCUGUAAAUUAGAGGAUAGCAUAUUCCUGUAAGUUAGCCUAUUCCCUAUAAGGCAGGGAAGCAUGUGGCUCCCCAGCAGUGGUAAGGAGAGACCAGACAGCAUAUUUCAGCACCCUGGACAGAGCCACGCUUGGCGAAAACCCCAGCCAUCUAACCUGAUAGCGGUUUCCUUUUGGGAGUCUCAGACACAAAAGCUCCACAGCUCAGCUCUCUGGCAGGAGGCACCCACUUCUGACUUUGCCUGACCCAGGGGCAAGGGUGCGCCAUUCACUAUUCCCACAGUCAUCUCCUUCCUUUUGAGCUCACAGCUCAUAUUUUAAGCAAUUAAAAGAACUUUCCCCAAAGC
Molecule: messenger RNA, 2060 nt
Organism: Acomys russatus (golden spiny mouse)
Lineage: Eukaryota; Metazoa; Chordata; Mammalia; Rodentia; Muridae
Product: SEC14-like protein 3
Exons: 12
Coding region: 114-1319 (401 amino acids)
Cellular component (GO): cytoplasm; nuclear speck
Source: RefSeq, a predicted model, not a curated record